This is a messenger RNA of Colossoma macropomum (tambaqui), 559 nucleotides long. RefSeq names its product ribosomal protein S24 (gene rps24). Gene Ontology annotation, cellular component: ribosome. The transcript is spliced from 6 exons. NCBI's taxonomy places the organism in Eukaryota, Metazoa, Chordata, Actinopteri, Characiformes, Serrasalmidae. Gene Ontology annotation, biological process: translation. The coding region runs from base 84 to 482 and encodes 132 amino acids. The record is from RefSeq and is a predicted model, not a curated record. Gene Ontology annotation, molecular function: structural constituent of ribosome.
GAACCUACCAACCGUCAGGCAUAUUGUUGGGCACCUUUAGGUCCUCCUUCCUUUUUCUCGUCCCUGAGCGAGCCGACGCCAAGAUGAACGAAACCGUCACACUUAGGACUCGGAAGUUCAUGACAAACCGCUUGCUUCAGAGGAAGCAAAUGGUUCUCGAUGUCCUCCACCCUGGCAAAGCAACAGUACCCAAGACUGAAAUCAGGGAAAAGCUUGCCAAGAUGUACAAGACCACCCCUGAUGUAGUGUUCGUCUUUGGUUUCAAGACUCAGUUUGGAGGUGGCAAAACGACAGGAUUUGCCAUGGUCUAUGAUUCUUUGGAUUAUGCCAAGAAGAAUGAGCCCAAAUACAGACUGGCCAGACACGGACUCUAUGAGAAGAAAAAGACAUCAAGAAAGCAGCGCAAGGAAAGGAAGAACAGAAUGAAGAAAGUACGAGGCACCAAGAAGGCCUCCGUUGGUGCUGCUGGCAAGAAGAAAUGAGGUCAGGAAAAGUGAGACCUUCAGGGAAGACCAUCCUGAAAAUGUUCUUGUAUAUUGUCAAAUAAAUUUAAAAAAAA